Molecule: messenger RNA, 1171 nt
Organism: Cantharellus anzutake
Lineage: Eukaryota; Fungi; Basidiomycota; Agaricomycetes; Cantharellales; Hydnaceae
Exons: 8
Coding region: 299-1066 (255 amino acids)
Biological process (GO): nuclear-transcribed mRNA catabolic process; rRNA processing; ribosomal large subunit biogenesis
Cellular component (GO): nucleolus; preribosome, large subunit precursor
Molecular function (GO): RNA binding
Source: RefSeq, a predicted model, not a curated record
GAUCGAUCUCCGCGAACGAGAACUGUCAAAGGAUCUAUCUAAAGUGCUAACGGGCAAUUGAAUCAAUUUGAAGGUGGUGUAGCGGCUGUGCACAUAUGGACAUGUGAUCUCCAAAAAUUUCCGUGCCGAGGAAAAAUUGAAGUCAGAUAGAUUUCGCUUCACUAGACUUGCUGGAGACGUUUAACCUUUCGGCUUUCUGAGAACCUCUACGGACUUCCCACCUUGCUCAUAAUUAAUCGACACGCUCCACACCCUUUCCCAGAACCUCCCCCCCUCGUGGCCCUGCUUGUCUACUUAGAUGCCUCGCGCAAGACGUCCGAAGCUCGUGAGUCUCACGAAGACAGAGAAGAAGAUAACCAAAGCGCAUAAAGAGAAUUUCGUUGCUGAUGUUCGAGAACAUGUGGCAAAGUGGAAAUACGUCUAUGUGUUGCGUGUCGGGAACAUAAGAAACUCGGCACUAAAAAUCGUGAGGGAGAAAUGGAAGGGAACUGCAAGAUUGUUCUUUGGACGGAUCCGUGUCAUGGCUGUAGCACUCGGGACGUCGGAAGAUAACGAAUGUCGCGAUGGGAUUCAUGCUGUAUCAAAACAUCUACAAGGCGGAGACGGCCUUUUCUUCACUGAUUACCCACCCGAUGAAGUCGAAGCUUGGUUCGACCACUUUGCAAAGCCAGAUUUUGCACGGUCAGGGAACACGGCCAAAGAUACCAUAACACUUCCAGUCGGUCCAAUCACAAUACACGGUGACGAUACGGCAACGUUCCCUUCAUCUAUGGAACCUCAAUUUAGAAAACUCGGACUGACGACAGUCAUGAAACGUGGGGUACCAAGCUUAGACUACGAGCACGUCAUUUGCAAGAAGGGAGAUGUUCUCACAGCAGAACAGGCACAGCUCCUCAAACUCGUUGGAAUUCAGAUGGUCGAGUUCAAAGUUAUGCCCGUUGGGUGGUGGAGCGAAGAAAAAGGUUAUUCCCGGAUAGGGAAUCAUGACGCUUCUGACUCUAGUAGCGGUAACAACGAAGACGACAAGGCGGAUUCAGGAGGAAGUGCAAGUGAGGACGAAGAGUAAAAAAAAAAAACCAAAUAAUUAUGUGCCUGAUUCCUGUCAUAUCAUUUUUCGUUUGGUUUGCUAGUGUACGUUUUAAUUUUCUACCAUUGAUAAUUUGCCUCAGUA